AUGAUGACAUUGUCCGAUCUUCCAAGUGAUUUGGCAGAGGAGGUUCUGUCUAAGAUUCCGGUGACAUCUCUGAGAGGGGUCAGAGCUACUUGCAAAAAGUGGAACACUUUAUCCAAAGAUCGGAGCUUUACAAGGAAACACCUUGCUCAAGCCAAAGCAGCGGCAGCAAGGGAGUUUAUGGUGGUCAUGGUGAUGGAUUUUCAGGUUUAUUUGAUGGGCAUCAAUCUCCAUAAGGACGUUGACGCAACUAUAAACGGUCAAGGUAAACUUAUUAGCUUAGACGAUUCCAAUCAAGUCGAUAUAUCUUACGUCUAUCACUGCGACAGUUUAGUCUUAUGCAUCCCAAAAGACUGCGCUAGGCUUGUUGUUUGGAAUCCGUAUUGGGGCCAAACCUUAUGGUUCAAGCCCACUAGUCUUCGCCAUUUUCCGCACUGGUAUAUGUAUGCUAUUGGAUACCAGAUGCGAAGAGGAAACCGAGACGCGAAAACUUCAAGGUGGUUGUUGACUUGUAGACCGACGACCAAAACUAUCACAAAGAACACGAUCGAUCACCUUUGA
Arabidopsis thaliana (thale cress) is the source of this 558-nucleotide messenger RNA. RefSeq names its product F-box family protein. Bases 1 to 558 code for a protein of 185 amino acids. The transcript has a single exon. NCBI's taxonomy places the organism in Eukaryota, Viridiplantae, Streptophyta, Magnoliopsida, Brassicales, Brassicaceae. The record is from RefSeq and is marked reviewed.